Molecule: messenger RNA, 5326 nt
Organism: Zalophus californianus (California sea lion)
Lineage: Eukaryota; Metazoa; Chordata; Mammalia; Carnivora; Otariidae
Gene: PLB1
Product: phospholipase B1
Exons: 59
Coding region: 315-4577 (1420 amino acids)
Biological process (GO): phospholipid metabolic process
Cellular component (GO): brush border membrane
Molecular function (GO): A2-type glycerophospholipase activity; retinyl-palmitate esterase activity; phosphatidylcholine lysophospholipase A1 activity
Source: RefSeq, a predicted model, not a curated record
CCGACCUCAGGGAGGAGCCCGCAGCAACCCCCACCUAGGCGGGGAGAGUGAGAGGCCCGGCGUGAGGUGGAGGAGAAGAGGAAGAAGGGUCUGUCCAUGGUCAAGGAGUGCAGAUGAGUGGAGGAGGAUCAUACAUUCAGUUCUCAACUCCUCGAGUUUGAGCCAGCCACUGCCCCCUUUCAAAGGUGAACAUAGUAAAAUUUAUAACAGGCGCGCUAUCAGACCGCAGAGGAGUAUAAAGGCACGAAGACAAGCGCCAGCCUCCAUCUGCGCAAGUGAUUCAUCCAGGGCUGGGCCACCGGGAGGAUUCUGGCAUGGACCUGCAGCCAUGCAUCUUCUUCCUGGGGCUGCUAUUGCUUCUGGGGCGAGGACCCACCCAGGCCCACACCUCGCCUGGAGAGAACACAGAAGAGCAACGAUCGCUGGAGACACUGAAGAAUUUUCCAUUCCCAUGCAACUCAGAGAAGUCAGGAUCCAGCAUGCCUCCUAAGUCAGUCCACUCGGUGAGACCUUCUGAUAUUAAAUUUGUGGCAGCCAUGGGCAAUGUGGAAACUCCUCCAGACUCAGGGACUGUCGACCUGGAGAAGCAAAAAUGGACUGACCAAAGGCCACAGCAGACGUGCAUAGAAGUGGUGACAGUCCUUUCAGACCUCAUCAGAUAUUUCAACCCCUCUGUUCUGAGGCCCCUGUGUGUCCCUGGGAAGAGAGUGGUACCCCACCCUGGUGUUGAAGACUGGCAGGCGCAGGCAGAAGAACUGGUGAGGAACAUGAAGGAGGACCAGCAACUUGACUUUCAAAAUGACUGGAAGCUCAUCAAUGUGUUUUUCAGCAACUCAAGCCAGGAUCACCUCUGUCCCUCUACCCAACAGCAGAGUCACGCGGCGGGAGGCCUGGACGUGCUAGCUGGGGCUCUGGACUACCUGCACCGGGAGGUCCCCAAAGUAUUUGUGAACCUGGUGGAUCUCUCUGAGACUCUGAUGGUCUCUCCCUGGGACCAAGGGACUCAGCUCAGCAGCCCCACGGCAGAGCCCUGCAGGGACUCAGGGGAGACCUCGAAGUUUUCCAAGGUGGUGACACAGUGGUCCUAUCAGGAGAGCUGGGACCGUCUCCUGGCCUCCAGCAAGUACAACAAACAGGAGUCCUUCACGGUGGUUUUCCAGCCUGCCUUCUACGAGACCCCACCUUCGGGGGAGCAACCACUCCAGGAUCCCAGCACACUCGCCUUGAAUCUCUGGAACAGCAUGAUGAAGCCAGCAGGACAGAAAGACGAACCAUUCGGUGCAAGAGAGAGAAGGCCAGUGGCAUGUCCCUCUCAGGAGAAUCCCUAUCUGUUCACCUACAAGAACAGCAACUACCUGCCCAGACUGCCAAAAUCUCAGGAGAGGCUUGAGGUGAGAGACGGAACGGAAAUCCUGUGUCCUGACAAGGAGCCCUCUGACACAAUUCCCACCUCAGUUCACAGGCUGAAGCCCGCUGACAUCAAAGUAAUCGGAGCCCUGGGUGACUCUCUCACGGCAGGUAAUGGGGCCGGAUCCAAGCCUGGGAACAUCUUGGAUGUCUUGACUCAGUACCGAGGCCUGUCCUGGAGUGGCGGAGGCGAUCACAACCUCAGCAGCGUCACCACCCUCCCAAACAUCCUCCGGGAAUUCAACCCUUUCCUGAGGGGCUUCUCUGUUGGUACCGGGAAAGAAAACAGUCCUGGAGCCUUCCUAAAUCAGGCUGUAGCAGGAGACCGAGCCGAGGGUUUACCUGUUCAGGCCAGGAGGCUGGUGGACCUGAUGAAGAAUGAUACGAAGAUAAAUUUUCAGGAAGAUUGGAAGAUAAUAACCCUGUUCAUAGGAGGCAAUGAUCUCUGUGAUUUCUGCAGUGACCCGGUCCGCUAUUCUCCCCAGAACUUCACGGACAACAUCAGGAAGGCUCUGGACAUCCUCCAUGCUGAGGUUCCUCGGGCAUUUGUGAACCUGGUAAAGGUUCUGGAGAUCAUCAACCUGAGGGAGCUGUACCAGGAGAAGGAAGUCCGCUGCCCAAGGCUGAUCCUCAGCAAACUCUGCCCCUGUGUCCUGAAGUUUGAUGAUAACUCAACAGAACUUGCCUCCCUCAUCAAAGUGAAUAAGCAAUAUCAGGAGGGGACCCACCAGCUGGUUGAGAAUGGUCGGUAUGACACAAGAGAGGAUUUUACAGUGGUCGUGCAGCCAUUCUUGGAAAAAGUGGACAUGCCAAGGACAUCGGAGGGGCUGCCCGACAGCUCUUUUUUUGCUCCUGACUGUUUCCACUUCAGCAGCAAAGCUCACGCUCACGCGGCCAGCGCCCUCUGGAACAACAUGCUGGAACCUGUUGGCCAGAAGACAACACAGCACCGUUUUGAAUACAAGAUUAAUAUCACCUGUCCGAACCAGUUCUGGCCGUUUCUGAGCACCUACAAGAACAGAGUGCAGAGUCAUGGGAGCCAGCUGCCAUGCAGGGACAGAGCCCCUUCUGCCUCGACACCCACCUCAGUGCACACCCUGAGACCGGCAGAUAUCCAAGUCGUGGCUGCGCUGGGGGAUUCUCUGACCGCUGGCAAUGGAAUUGGUUCCAAACCAGAUGACCUUUCUGAUGUCACCACUCAGUAUCGGGGACUGUCAUAUAGUUCAGGCGGGGACGACUCCCUGGAGACAGUGACCACCUUACCGAAUAUCCUCCGGAAGUUUAACAGAAAUCUCACGGGCUACGCGGUGGGCACGGGUGCCGCCAACGACACAAAUGCCUUCCUCAAUCGGGCUGUUCCUGGAGCAAAGGCUGAGGAACUUAUGAGCCAAGUCCAGACUCUGGUACAGAGGAUGAAAGAUGACCACAGAGUGAAUUUCCACGAGGACUGGAAGAUUAUCACGGUGCUGAUUGGAGGCAGUGACUUAUGUGAUUACUGCACAGAUUCGAAUCUGUAUUCUGCAGCCAACUUUUUUGACCAUCUCCGCAACGCCUUGGACGUCCUACAUAGAGAGGUGCCCAGAGCCCUGGUCAACCUCGUGGACUUCCUGAGCCCCAGCGUCCUGCGACAGGUGUUUCUAGGCAACCCGGACAGGUGCCCUGUGCAGCAGGCCAGCGUGUUAUGUAACUGCGUUCUGACCCCUCGGGAGAGCUCCCAAGAGCUGGCCAGGUUGGAGGCCGUCACCCAAGCCUACCAGAGCAGCAUGCGGGAACUGGUGGGGUCAGGCCGCUAUGACACCCGGGAGGACUUCUCUGUGGUACUUCAGCCCUUCUUCCACAAAGUCCGGCUCCCGUUCCUGGCGGAUGGGCGCCUGGAUAUGUCCUUCUUCGCUCCAGACUGUCUCCACCCAAGUCAGAAGUUCCACUCCCAGCUCUCCAGAGCCCUUUGGAUCAAUAUGCUUGAACCACUAGGAAGAAAAACGGAGACCCUGGACCUGGCAGCAAAUAUAGCCCUCUCCUGCCCCACUCAGAAUGAGCCCUUCCUGAGGACGCCCCGGAACAGUAACUAUACCUACCCUGCCCAGCUGGACAUUGAGAACUGGGGCAGCGACCUCCUGUGUACAGAGUGGAAUCCUUCCAACGGUGUCCCCACCUCAGUCCAUGAGCUCCGGCCAGGAGACAUCAAAGUGGUGGCCGCCAUGGGUGACUCGCUGACCACAGCACUGGGAGCCCGACCAAGCAACGCUAGCAACCUACCCACGUCCUGGAGGGGACUCUCUUGGAGCAUUGGAGGGGAUGGCAUCUUGGACAACCACACCACACUGCCCAACAUUCUGAAGAAGUUCAACCCUCACAUCCUCGGGUUCUCCACCGGUACCCUGGAGGAGACGGCAGGGAUGAAUGUAGCCAUGGAAGGAGCCAGAGCGUGGGACAUGCCAACCCAGGCCCGGGACCUGGUGGAGCGAAUGAAAAACCACCCGGAAAUUGACCUAGAGAGUGACUGGAAGCUGAUCACGCUCUUCAUUGGGAGCAACGACGUAUGUCAUUACUGUGAGAAUCCGGAGGCCCCCUCAGCUGGAGAGUACAUUCAGCAUAUCCAACAGGCCCUGGACAUCUUCUAUAAGGAGCUUCCAAGGGUUUUCAUCAAUGUGGUGGAGGUCAUGGAUUUGGCUGGCCUCCACCAGGGCCAAGGUGGGAAAUGUGACCCACCCCUGGCUGCUCAGAGCAACUGUACCUGCCUCAGACAUGCACAGGAGAAUCCCCUAGAGCUGCAGGAACUGAAGCAAGUGAACUGGAACUUCCAGAGCGGCAUCUCCAGGUUGUCCUAUAAGCCCCAGUACCUGCAGCGUGAGGACUUCGCCGUGGUUGUGCAGCCUUUCUUCCAAAACACUCUCAUCCCCCUGAACAGCAGAGGGAGCACUGACCUCACCUUCUUCUCCGAGGACUGUUUCCACUUCUCAGAACGUGGUCAUGCCGAGAUGGCCAUCGCGCUCUGGAACAACUUGGUUUCGUCACACUCUGUCAGCCCAGAACUUGGAACUUCAGUCAAAACAUCGUUGAGUUCCCUCCCACCCAACCUCCACAGGAAUCUUGUUCACCAAAGUUUGCACGAUAUCAUUCCUGAGAGCAAUUCUGAAGUCCAGUUGUCCUCUACUGAUGGAGUCCCAUGACUUCAUUCCUUUUAAAACCCACCCCCCAAAGAGUGGGUAUCUGUGCACAGUCCCCUUUGUAGCCCCCUGAGAUCUCAGGAGAAUCCACAGAUUCUAAGAAGGGCCAGGAAUGCUCAGCCCCUCCUCCUUUCCUUCCCAGCAUUUCCAUCAGGGGAUGGGUGGUCUUCCUACCUGGUGGCAUCCCCAGCCUGCGUAAUGCCCAGGUGCUCUGGGAGUUCUCUGGGGCACGAUGGCCAGCCCGAGGACUUGAACACAAUUGGGCCUGCUGGUCUCUUUCUGCAGUAAUUAACAACACAGUUCUGGCUGCCUCUUCCAAAGCAGCUCGGUGGUUCUCCCCAUUGGCCCAGGGGAGAGGCUUGUUAUACAUAAGGGCAAGUGGGAGGGGAGCAGGUAGGAAAACAAAGGGGUGAGCGCUGCCGUAGAGUCAUCUUGGUAACCCCACCGGCCUGUCCAGGGUUCCCAGCCACCACUGUCCUAGCCAUGCCCCUAAUUUUAAAAAACAAGGCAAAACUAAACUGAAAUCAUCUAAGAGUGUCUUGUCCUGUGCUGUAUAAUUUAGGGAAGUAAUUACAUAGUCCCAUGUUUUCAUCCAAAACCAUCUCAGAUAUAAACCCAUUACAUCAUGCCAACUUUUCAGACCAUCUCCUUCUGGUGACCCCCUAGAGCGACAUAUAUAAUAGGCCACUAGAACUUAGAGGAGAUCUGGCAGGUCAUCUAGCCAGAAUGCUCUGUAACUAGCAUACAGGGAG